ACUCUACGGAGCGUACGUCACAGGUUGUUUUUUUUGCCGUGACUGAGAAAAGGGGGGCGGGGAGAAGGGGUAAAAAUUAGUCCAUUCCGAUGUGUGUGUUUUUUACGGGCAGCCAGGGAGAUGUUUAUGCAGCCAAAACCCUGAGGUAAAGUGAGAGCCGAGCAAUUCCGUGGGGAGGAGGUGGUGGCAGGGUUUCCUUCCAUCAGGGGGCAGCCGGUACAAUGGCGAGCUCGCCCAAUUAUUACCACCAGGAGCAUUUACUACUACGCCGACACUACAACAACAGAGGGGACAAUGAAAACAACAGACGCGCCGGAGAUACGGCUGCCAGGAGAAGGACGGUGACAACGGCGGUGACGACAGCAGCAGCAACAACAACAACAACGCCACACACGCCGUCGGUACCGCCACCGUCGUCGCCGGCGACAACGGUAAGAGGUGGACACGCGCCGGAGUCGGCGCCGCGCGACAGGCUCGCCGCCAGCAACAACAACACGGUUCGGCUCGAGCUCGGAGUUCAAGCGCCUCCGCCGCGUGAGGCAGCGGCGGCUUCGGCUUCCAAUGCGCGCGAGACGCUGGCGGCCGGCGGCGGCGGCGACGACGGCGGGGGCGCGCGGGAGCCGGUGGCCCCCAUGGCGCGAGCAGCGGCCGCCACCGCUACCACCUCCACCUCGACUACUAUGGACGGUUACGAGGACGUGAAAAAGCACGGUUACUUGAGGAAGCAGAAGCAUGGUCACAAGCGCUUUUUCGUACUGAAGGGCCAGAGCCACCUGGGUCCGGCUAGGCUGGAGUACUACGACAGCGAGAAGAAAUGGAGGAAUCGGUCGACCGCCCCGAAGAGAGUCAUCCCCCUCUAUCAGUGCUUCACGGUCAGUCGGAGAGCAGAUGCCAAAAACAAGUACCUGAUAGCCCUGUACACAAAAGAUGAAUACUUUGCCAUGGUGGCAGAGAACGACCAAGAACAAGAAAGCUGGUAUUUGGCCAUAAGUGAACUAAUGAAUGAGGGGAAGAAGACGGUUAUGGAUCCUGAUGAAGUGGAAGAAAACUAUGGCAAUUUUACUCCUGGCACUGUUUUUAAGGAAGUGUGGCAGAUUAACGUGAAGCCAAAAGGGUUAGGGCAGACUAAGAACCUGACUGGGGUGUACAGACUGUGUCUUUCCAGCAAGAUGAUCCAUUUUGUUAAAAUCAAUUCUGAUGUGCCUUCUGUGCAUUUGCAGUUGAUGAACAUCAGGAGGUGUGGCCAUUCUGAGAACUUCUUCUUUAUUGAGGUGGGGCGUUCUGCUUCAAUUGGCCCUGGUGAGUUGUGGAUGCAGGUGGAUGACUCCGUGGUAGCUCAAAACAUGCAUGAAACCAUUUUGGAGACAAUGAAAGCUUUGAAAGCUUUUGCUGAGUUUCGUCCCAGAAGUAAAAGCCAAUCCUCUGGGACUAAUCCCAUAUCAUUUUUGACUCGGAGACACCUUGGUAAUUUGCCACCUAGUCAGACUGGAUUGCAGAGGCGUUCUCGAACAGAGAGUGUGACUGGGACUUCUGCAUCCAAGAAUGAGGCGUACCGUUUUCGAACAUCUAGUGAAGGUGAAGGUACAAUGACAAGGCCAUUUGGGUCUGUAACUGGAAGUUUAAUCCACUUAAAUUCUGCAAGAAUGGGCUUAAGUAGGGGAGAUGGGGGUAGUAGGUAUGUAAAGCCACCAUUUGGCCCUUCAAACCAUAGUAGGUCAGUAUCUCUGCCAGUGACAUACCUACCAUCUACCACAAGUCCUGUAAGUGUUUCUUCCAGUAGCGGGCAUGGUUCAGCAUCUGAUCCCCUCACUCGUCCAUCAAGUUCAUCUAUUUGUGGUUCCCCAAGUGAUGGUGGGUUUAUUUCCUCUGAUGAAUAUGGAUCUAGUCCUGGGGACUUUAGGUACUUCCGUGUUCGGAGCAAUACACCAGAUUCACUUGGUAAUACACCACCAAUUCAAGAAGAAAGUUGUUUGUGUGAUUACAUCUCAAUGGACAGACAUAUUAAUGCUGUAAAUCCUGAAAGCAGAGUACGAGAUGACUACAUGAUUGCUGAAAAAGGAUACAGAAAGAGGACCCAUUCUCUAACCACCCCUGGUGCAGUGAUAAUGCAUCAAAAGACUACACAGACAACUUCAUCUUUGGAAGAGUCUAAUGUUGAUUCAAACUAUGGGGGUAUUGGUAAUCAGCUGUCAUGUUCUGCAUCACCAAAGUUGACCUGUAAUCCUUACCAUGGAGAUUAUAGUGAUGUUGAGAUUGGGUCAUCAGUUAACCAAAGCCAAAAUAGACAAAGAGAUGAUGGUUAUAUGCCAAUGAUGCCUGGAGUUGCAUCUGCCAGCCAUAAUAGAAAUCAUGAUUAUAUGCCAAUGAAUUUUAAAAGCAUGUCUGCUCCAAAACAAAUUAUUUCUUUGCCGAUAAGUCAAAUGGACUCCAGGGGAUACAUGGUGAUGUCCCCGAAUGAUAGCAGCUCUCCAGUGCGAAGCAUGUUUACAGAAUAUAGUUCCAAACUAGUGAGCAGCAACAAUGAAAAGUUAUCAAAUAGUGACUAUAUGGAUAUGUCCCAAAGAAAUCUAAAUACACGGAAAUUAUCGAGUGAUGUUUUCUAUAAUCACAAUAGCCCUGAAUCUCAAAAGUCUUACAGCUCGUAUUAUUCACUGCCUCGAUCAUUCAAAACUCCUUCACAAGAAAACGGUGAGCAUGAUGAAUAUGUUCCUAUGUGUUCACCAGGAAGGUUGAUGUAUGGGGAGGCAUCAUUGUUUACUGGCAGUAUUACCAACAGUGGUUUAAUUCAUGAAACAUCGCAUUCUCCAAGGACACUUGGCCAAGGUGAUCGUGUUGUACAGAAAGGCAGGGUUGAAAGACCUACAAGAUUAUCACUGGGCAUGCCGGAAGUAAACAGUUUACCACGACUGUUUGAGCAAAGUUUGCCACCUGAGCCAAAAAGUCCAGGAGAAUAUAUUAAUAUUGCUUUUAGUGAGAAAACUAGUAAUACGCCGUACUCGCUUUCAGCGGAAGGAUCCCCUUCAUCUCUUGGCUCCAGCAGUGAGCAUCGACGCUCCCCGUUGUCAGACUACAUGAGUGUCGAUUUGGAUGUACAGUCGCCAAAACCAGCUACUCUUUCCUCAAAUUCUUUGACUGGUAUGCCCAUUGUUUCAAGUUCAAGUGUAACUAGAAGCCAGCCAAAUGAUGCCUACAUCAGUGUUCCUCUGGGUGCUGCUUGUGUCAACACACCUGCAGAGGUAGAUGAUUACACAGAAAUGACUUUUAAUUUGGCGGUAACAGCCACUCCUUCUGCUUCGCCAAAACCUGACAGUGCAGAGUUGGCUAGUCCUACUGACAUUGUAAAGCGAUUGUGUAUUAUUGAUCAGUAUCCUAGUAUAAAUACCUUUCCUGUCCUCAAUCCUCCCCCUGAUGCCAAUCAUGGUCCAAAGGUGAUCCGUGCUGACCCACAAGGAAGAAGACGCCACAGUUCGGAGACAUUCUCCUCAACACCCUCAGUAGCAUCCUCGUCUCCUUUUUUUGCUGAUGGGAGUAAAAGGCACAGCUCUGCUUCAUUUGAUAAUGUUUGGCUUAAACAAAAUGAUGUCAGUGAUGAACACAGAAGUACCAUGUGCAGGAAUACAUCUGCAGGAUUUCAGAAUGGAUUGAACUAUAUUGCUUUGGACUUGAGGGAGGAUCACGGAUGUUGUGAACCGAAUGGAGGUGUGCAGGCUUCAGAUCGACCCCACGUCGCCAGCAGAAUAGAUUCUGGAGGCUAUGCCAGCAUAGAUUUUACCAAAUCUGAUGGGUUGAAGUAUACCUCUACAUCUGAAGAUUAAGUACACCAACAUGAUUAAAAUCCAUGUCAACAGAGGAAAGGAUUGAAUGUACCUUUUCCCAUGGUACUUACCAUGCAAUUGUACAACCUGCUAGAUGGAACUGGUACUGUCUGAAGCAGUCAAACUUUGCAAGAAUACACACAUACCUGCUAUUUUCCCAUGAACAAGGUUGGGAAAUGUCAACACAUGAAUCUCAACAGGACAAGGACAACAAAUUGCUGCCUUUUUGGUACUUCCUUCAACAAAAAGACACUCUUCCUACAAGUUUCAGCUCAGCAAAAAAGAAAAAAAAAAGAGCCAUAGCUAAUGUGAACCUAUUUACUGAAACUUUUUAAAUCCAUUUGAAUGUUAAUGAAGUAGUUAAAUGUUCACCAUUUUUGCAAAACAUUUCACAAAUAUGUUAAAAAAUCUUUUUAUUGGUGUUCCCCGGUUCAGGCACUAAUGGGCUUUCUUUGACUAGUGCCGUGUGGAGUUUAAAAAGAAAACAAAAAUGAUUUGUAAGAAACAUUACAAUCAUUUGUAGAACAUAAUGCAUGUUCUGUGGGGAUAUUUAAGAUUGUUCUGUUUUACUAUGCACCCAGAUAUGUUAUUUUGAAAGGGUAGCAAUUUUGGGAAAAAUAAUUCUUACAAAGGACUAACAAGUUUUUUAGAUCACUUGUUUAAGUUUCACACCUUUGGAAAAUCAAGAAAGUGUAGUUCAGCAGAUCCCUCAGCUUCUCAGACCAGCUGUAUAUAGUUCAUUGCUUUCUUCUUUUUUAACUUGUGCUGUUUAAAGGCAGUCAUGUUGGAAAUCUUCUGUGGCCUUGAGCCAAGUAGGCCAAAUUAUUAAACCUCGUGAAUGUAGCAUAGGUUGACACAAAGUUCAGACUUUUGUGGGCAAGCUAUCUACUGUGUCAGGUCAAACAAAGAAAAUAUUUGUAAACCCAUUGAAAAGUUUAUUUUAUCAGGUAUUUGAUAUGUUCACAAUGUCAGUUAUGCCUAAACUUUGCUAAGACACUUUUCCUGUUUAAAAGCUGCUUUAUUUCACUUUUUAAAUCUAUAGUGUUGUUGAUGGCUUUUGAUCUGCAUAUGCAUUAUGUCAAUGCAAAUGAAAAUCCACUGUCAGUAUCUCUGACAGAAUUAUCCAUUCAGGAAUGUGCAGAUUGCAUUCUCCCUAAAGGCUUAUCAAGGUGCAUGAUUUUAAAAAGUAGACAUUGACAUUUACAGUUUUCCUCCUUGCUGUUCUCUGGGUUUGUUAAAAUUUUUGUGACACUGCCUUUGUAAUAACACAUAUCUUCACAUCCUCUUCUACACAGCUGCGGAGGGAAUGAUGCCAAAUAUAGUCAUCAAAAGUGAUUUUUCUUUUCUGUCCCUUGAUCUAAUCUACUUGCUGUACGGUUUGUGUUUAAUUUGGCUAGUGAGUGUGAUUUUUGUCUCUGCCUCCCAACAAAUUUUUUUUGUCCAAACCAUAGCAAGGAGCAUUUGUUUUCCUGUGGGUACAGUUUUGGACAGCUUAAGCUGAGGUUUCCCCCCCAUUUUAUAUUGAACAGAAAAACGUGAAAAGGCUUAAAUGAUUUUUAAAAUGUUUGUAUUUUGUGUUAAAGAAUGUAGCUUUAAUUACUGGUAUGUGAUGGACUAUAUUUAUUCUGGGUUAGAAGGGUUAAUUUUGGUUCCAAACUUUAUUGCAGUCAGAAGUACUGUUUAAGAAAUCUCACAAGCAGUACUUUCAAUAAAGGGUAUAAUUGAAAAGGAACUUCAGUCUACCCUGUAACAUUAGUCAUAAGAGUUAUGGACAAUACAAAUGUGCCACACCUUAAAAUGGGGAUUCAAAGAUACUGGAUGCAACCCUGAUUGUUGUAACAUUUAUUAUCAGGUUUGUGGAAUUUAUUGAGUGGUUCACUAAAGUUUACUGCAGAUUUUCCCCUAUUGCACAUUUUGCUGAACAAUUAAGAUGGUGUUUAUUAUUUAUGGUACCAACAGUUUUGUGGACCGUAGUACUACCCUUCAACAGUGUUAAUCUAGUAGAAGAUGUGACGAAUGCUGGCUGCGUCUAAGUAAUCAGUGAUAUUCUCACUUUACAAAUUGCACCAAACUACUGGAUUUAGUAUUCAGUUCAACUGGCCUAUCUGUCUUUCAUAAAUUCUUAGAUUGUACUUUAAAAAUCAUCAAUUUUCUGUUGUUUCUGAAAAACAAAACAAAAGGUCUUUAUUAAAUCCGACUAAUCUAAGCUGUCAGAAUAUGAAGGUGUACAAGUUUGUCUUUGGUUGCUAGUGCUAAAUAGACACUAAAUAUUUUUUGCCCAUUGUAAAUGUUAUUUAGUUCGCAUUAAAGCAAGUAGCUCCUAUUUGAUACCUUUGAUCAAAGAACAAUUUCAUACCCAUGGUUUCACUAAUGGGAUAAGUCUGAAUAAACACUAAAGCAUUGUCUUUGUCCAGUUGAAGGUGAUUGCAUUGAAUUUUUUUAUCAUUAGGUAUUUUUUAAUUUACCACAGUGUAUGGGCAGGAGAAUGGGUGGUUGGCUAUCUUGCACAGGGCAACAGAGUCAGUCAUGCUUCGUUUUUUUGUUUUAUUCUUCUAUUGUAUACUUGCCCAUCUAGUUGAACUGGGAAGUUUUGAGUGUCUGGAAACCACUGGUGCCUGGUUUCCACUAGAACUAUGAAAUGGAAUCUGUGGAAUUGUUUGGUCUCCUUUUUGUGCUCACUGUUGUGCACAGAACAUGUUUAUACCAGUUUGCUUGACCCUUUGUCCUAAGAAAAGUAUAUGGAAAUGAGGGAGUUAUUAUUUUAAAAUUUUUCGGGUAAGGUUUUGAAUGAUAGGCAUAACGUAAGUUAGGAAAUCAUCCAGUUAAUUUCUUCCCUUAUUACAGUUUUGUGCUGAAUUGGAAAGUAAGGGAUUUAGCUUCCUAUAUAUUAACUCAAGUGAUUAAUUAUCUGAGAUUCACUAUAUUGGACAGUACUUCAGAAUGCAUUAAAUAGUUCAGAAUGAGAUCUAUCCUGCUUAAGAAUUGCAUCUAAAUAACAACUAAAAUAAAUUGGCUGCCUCAGAGAGUCAAAUUUGAGAUGGAUUUAUUAAUGCAAUAUAAAUCAUGUGCCCCCUCACCCCACCCCAUUCAUGAGCUCUCCUUUUGCAUUAGAUGUAGUAUGUUCUGUUUGGAAGAGUGGUUAAAAAAGUAGAUCAAUUAUCACCUGCACUUUAUUUUUCAGUAGGUAUUAUAACCUUUAGUUAAAAGUAAGCAAGUUUUAAAGUUGGAGUGAGGCAGCUUCUGGGAUGAAUGAUGUCUUUAUUAUAUGCAUUGGUGUAUUUUCACCUCUUGCUACACUCUCCCUCCCGUACUCUCCCCCAACAGCUUUUCUAAAAUUUAAUUUCAUUUAAUUGAAACUGGCAAGACAAAGUGAUCUAAGCCAAAAUGUAAAAAAAAUGCUGGAAUGACUGGGCCAGGUCAGGCAGCAGUGACUUAAACCAAGGUGGGAUGUAUUUUCAGCAUUAAUUUCCUAAUAUUGAUCUUUUUCUCAACUGAUCAUUACCAAUUACACCAUUUACGAGCAGCAAUAGUGAAAUGGUCUGAAAGCAUAUUGAUUGUAAUGAUUUCUCCAUUAGAAACCUCAACACAUUAAUCUCCAUGGUUGUGUCAUUCAGCUUGUCCACACCAUUAUUUUAAUUUCACAAUAGAGGAAAUGGAAAAGAGCAAAAAUAAGUAAAAAUAUCAGUUUAAAACAAAGCUAGCAAAGAAAUAAAAGAGCUGGAAAUUUGACUCUGAUGUUGACAUAAAGCAUGAAUUUUGUUUCCAGCUGCAGUUGAUGAAGUUAAAUAUUGGGUGUUGUGCAUAACAGGAAUAAUGGGAUGUUGCCCAUUUUGUGCUACCACCAGUGUCUAAUUUCUUUCCUCAAUGGAUUCAUCUUGAGGUCAACCAGACACAACAAUUUGCACAUUCUAGCACCUGCCUUUUCCUGUAAACCUCAAUGAGUUGCAAGGAAUGUUCUAAUAAAGGUGAUGUGCAUUGGUAAAUAUAUACAAAUGUGAACCACAUUUACUUGAGCAUUCUGAUGGCAUCCAAAUGAAAGAGGAAUUUCAAUGAUUAACGGUAAUAUCCUAACAUUUGUUUACUUAAACUCCUGGCUGCUUACGAUGUUUGUAUUGAGCUGUGUGAUGAACUGCAUGGCAUAAGUAAAAGGUGAUAUAGGUGGUUACAAUAAUUAUGAAGUGCGAAAAAAGUUGCCUUUUGCAACAGUUGGUUGUGUUAUCUGGUUUUCGAUUGCUGCUAAAUUUAGAUUUUUAUGCUAUUGGUACAAUAACUGCUACUUGACCUGUACUAAGGUAAUGCUAUUCUACAGCUUGUUCUAAUGACUGCAGAUUGCACCACUGGUAGUAAAGGUAUGUGCUGACGUUGGACCACAGGUGGUACUAUGUGGAAUAUAAUAGUAAGGUACAAAUUUUAGUUACUGACCCAUCCCAAUGAGAAUUACGUGGUUCAGUGAUAAUUAUAAACACCAGAUACUGCAUGAAUAUGUAAUUAUAGAGCUAGGAAUACCAUUCUGUUAAGAGAUCUAUACCAACAAAAAAUUGGGGGGAGGGAUAGGGUUGGGGUUUUUUUGGGAUUCACAAAUGCACAUCUAUUGUAAGACCACUAUAGUUCUUAGGGGAUUAACUAUCCUAUGUAGUUUCCUGAAUUUAGUAUAGCUAGAGAUAAUAUUCUAGUACCAAAGGGUACUGAAUGAAAAAAUGUAGUAGAUCUAAUUGGGCUGGUACAUUUUGGUACUAAUAGGGUUUUUAGAUUUUUUUGAAUAGUUAAGACAGUCAACAUGUGCUGAGAAAGGAAUACCAGGAUCAUCAUGCAGUUUAGUUAACAAAUCAAAUAUUUAGGUCCUGAAGGUUAUCGGUGCAAGAAACUGAGCACUGGCAACUUGUGUGCUGAUUUUAUACAGUAACCUCAAAAGCCAACUUAUGGCCAAAUAGGUAUGGCAUAUACAGUAUGCAAUGUUUUUCCUCAGUCUAUAUAGCUUAGAGUUAAAUAAAUUAUUCAGUAUUGUGCUGGAAAGCUAAUUCCGGAUAAAGAUUUACAUAUCACUUGGUAGGUACUGAAAAAAAUUGUUAGUGGUAGAAAGCAACAUAAGAGCAAAUGAGAGAAGGUACCUGCUUCCACUUCAGGGGAAAAAAGCAGAAUGAUGAAGUUACAAAUUCAGGGUCAACAGGAUAUGUUAACUAUUUUUCUCAGUAUAUUGGUCAGUACCUAUAAUUUCUGUCCAUCAAAAGACCCUUGCCAUGUUUUUUGUAUGUAAUUGGACUUUGCACAAAUUGUAAAAAAGUUGAGAAUGGUAUGCAUUAAGUACAGUUAAAUCAAUGUUUAAAAAUAAUAAUGGCUAGUUCUAUAACUUGGUAAAGGAAUGCCUUAAUUUGAAUAUUGAUUAUAAACUAAAGAGAGGAAGGGAGAAUUGGUUUGGAUGGUUUACACUACACUUACGCAGGUACCUUCCCUCAUCUCAUACAUGCAAAAUAAAAGUUGCAUCUUCCAGACAAUAGUAUGCUGCUGUAUAAUAGUAAAAAACAAAGAUGGAGCAAUUGUAUUCCUUUUGUAAAUUAAUUUGACAAAUGGACAUAGUUUUUCUUUUGGCUGUACAGAAAAGCAGAGGGUUGAUACUCUAUAUAUUGCUAUUCCUGCACCACACACAACAGAAGGUUAAAAAUAUCUAACUUUAUCUUGCUGUGUCUUCCACUGUAAAUAUUGUUUAGCAUUUUAAUGUUAAUCCACCAUGUCUGUGAAUGGGAGACUGGCUUAGAGUUCUGUAUAGUGUUUAUAUUUAUCGCAAAUGCUUUCCAUAGAGCUACAUGCAAUAAAAUUGUG
Messenger RNA from Mobula hypostoma (lesser devil ray), 9632 nucleotides. RefSeq names its product insulin receptor substrate 2-B-like. Gene Ontology annotation, molecular function: insulin receptor binding; phosphatidylinositol 3-kinase binding. The transcript is spliced from 2 exons. Gene Ontology annotation, biological process: insulin receptor signaling pathway. Gene Ontology annotation, cellular component: plasma membrane; cytosol. Bases 222 to 3815 code for a protein of 1197 amino acids. NCBI's taxonomy places the organism in Eukaryota, Metazoa, Chordata, Chondrichthyes, Myliobatiformes, Myliobatidae. The record is from RefSeq and is a predicted model, not a curated record.